AUCUAUUGGUUGAGUACCAAACAAAGAUAAAAAAAAAAAUUGGAUUGGUGUGGGAAAAAAAAAAUUAAAAAUCAUUAAAAAAAAAAAAAGGCAUUGAAUUUACAUGUAUAGCCAUUUUGUGACGCCUCGCGGUUUUUUGGCUCCUCGUAAACAAUAAAAAUAUAUUAUAACAAAUUAAUAAUUUUUGAUUAGAUUAACAAAUUACAUUUUAAUUAACAAUAAAUAUCGACAAAAUGUCGAAACGUAGAAUUGAAGUUGCUGAUCCUUACAUCAAACGAAAACGUGAUGGUGAAGCUGGUGAAAAUUCAUCGACAUCAGCACUUGCCCCAUCAAUACCAGCUCCAUUACCAAAAGCUCAAUCACAAAUAAAUCCAUACACACAAUUACCAUACACAGCUCGUUAUCAUGAUUUUUAUAAAAAACGUAUAACACUUCCAGUAUUUGAAUAUCGUGCUGAAUUUAUGCGUUUAUUAGCACAACAUCAGUGUAUUGUACUUGUUGGUGAAACUGGAUCUGGUAAAACAACUCAAAUACCACAAUGGUGUGUUGAAUACUCAGUGUCAAUGGGAUCAAAAGGUGUUGCAUGUACUCAACCACGUCGUGUUGCUGCAAUGUCAGUUGCUCAACGUGUAUCUGAAGAAAUGGAUGUACAACUUGGUGAACAAGUUGGUUAUAGUAUACGUUUUGAAGAUUGCAGUGGACCACGAACAGUUUUAAAAUAUAUGACUGAUGGUAUGUUAUUACGUGAAGGUAUGUCUGAUCCAAUGCUUGAAGGUUAUCAAGUUAUAUUACUUGAUGAAGCUCAUGAAAGAACAUUAGCAACUGAUUUAUUAAUGGGUGUAUUAAAAGAAGUUAUAAAACAACGUUCAGAUUUAAAACUUGUUAUUAUGAGUGCAACACUUGAUGCUGGUAAAUUUCAACAAUAUUUUGAUAAUGCACCACUUAUGAAUGUACCUGGUAGAACACAUCCAGUUGAAAUUUUUUAUACACCAGAACCAGAAAGAGAUUAUCUUGAAGCAGCAAUACGUACUGUUAUACAAAUACAUAUGUGUGAAGAAGUACCUGGUGAUUUAUUAUUAUUUUUAACUGGACAAGAAGAAAUUGAAGAAGCAUGUAAAAGAGUUAAAAGAGAAAUGGAUAAUUUAGGACCAGAAGUUGGUGAAUUAAAAUGUAUACCAUUAUAUUCAACAUUACCACCAAAUUUACAACAAAGAAUAUUUGAAUCAGCACCACCAAAUAAACAAAAUGGUGCUAUUGGUAGAAAAGUUGUUGUAUCAACAAAUAUUGCUGAAACAUCAUUGACAAUUGAUGGUGUUGUAUUUGUUAUUGAUCCUGGUUUUGCUAAACAAAAAGUAUAUAAUCCACGUAUACGUGUUGAAUCAUUACUUGUAUCACCAAUAAGUAAAGCAUCAGCACAACAAAGAGCUGGUAGAGCUGGACGUACAAAACCUGGUAAAUGUUUUAGGCUUUAUACUGAAAAAGCAUAUAAAAAUGAAAUGCAAGAUAAUACAUAUCCAGAAAUAUUACGUUCAAAUCUUGGUAGUGUUGUAUUACAAUUGAAAAAAUUGGGUAUUGAUGAUUUGGUACAUUUUGAUUUUAUGGAUCCACCAGCACCAGAAACACUUAUGAGAGCACUUGAAUUACUUAAUUAUUUAGCUGCUCUUGAUGAUGAUGGUAAUUUAACUGAUUUAGGUGCUAUUAUGGCUGAAUUUCCAUUGGAUCCACAACUUGCUAAAAUGUUGAUUGCAUCAUGUAAUCACAAUUGCAGCAAUGAAAUACUCAGUAUCACUGCAAUGUUAUCAGUCCCACAGUGUUUUGUCAGACCAAAUGAAGCUAAAAAAGCAGCAGAUGAUGCUAAAAUGAAAUUUGCCCAUAUUGAUGGUGAUCAUUUGACGUUAUUAAAUGUUUAUCAUGCUUUCAAACAAAACAAAGAAGAUCCACAAUGGUGUUAUGAUCACUUUGUCAACUAUCGUUCAUUAAAAAGUGGAGACAAUGUACGUCAACAAUUAAGCAGAAUUAUGGAUAGAUUUUCACUUAAAAGAACAUCAACUGAUUUUACUUCAAAGGAUUAUUAUAUUAACAUAAGAAAAGCACUUGUUGAUGGUUUUUUUAUGCAAGUUGCACAUUUGGAAAGAACUGGACAUUAUUUAACUAUUAAGGAUAAUCAAAUUGUUCAAUUACAUCCUAGUACAUGUUUAGGACACAAACCAGAAUGGGUUAUUUACAAUGAAUUUGUUCUAACAACAAAAAAUUAUAUUAGAACUGUUACUGAUAUUAAACCUGAGUGGCUUUUGAAAAUAGCUCCACAAUAUUAUGACCUACAAAAUUUCCCACAAUGUGAAGCAAAGAGACAGCUUGAGGUCAUUCAAGCAAGAAUAGAGUCAAAACAAUAUCAAGAAGGCUUCUAACCAUCUUCGAGCCUAGAAAAACUUUCAUUAUUGUUAUUCAGUAGCUUCAAUAUUUCAUGAUAUAAAUAUUAUCAUUUUGAUCCAUUUUAAUUGUUGAUAACAAUUUUUUUAGAGCACUGUAAACUAUUUUUCUUUUUACCUUCAAAUUAAAAAUAUCACUUUCAUAUUUAUAUUAUUAUAAAUAACAAACAAUAAUAAAUUAAACAAUUUUAUGCUUUUUAUUAUUUCAAAAAAAAAAAAAAAACAAUUUAAAAUGUACGAGUUUAAAUAUUAAUAAGCACGAGAUAAAAAAAAAAAAACAACAACAUUUAUUUAUAUUGCUUAUUAACAGAUACAAUUAAUUUUAUUAUAAUUGUUUUCUCAGCAUUAGAUAAUUAUAAUUAAUGAAUUAAUAUACAUAGAAAUUUCUUAGAAUUAGAAAAAACAUUUUUCUUUUGUUAGAAAUACUUUUAAUUUGACAAUAGAAUCAAACAAAAAUUAAUAAGAUAAAAAAGUAAAUAUAGUUUUAGUUUCAUCAACAGUACAGUGUUUUAUUUUUUUCAGCAAUAGUUGUUUAAUUAGUAAAACAAAAAAUUAUGUAAGGGCAUUAUUUGUAUUUUAACGAAGAAAAAAAAAAAAAAAAAAGGAAUUUAAGUUUUGUAAAUAAUUAACAAUUGAAUAUUUCAAUUUAAAUUAUCUAUGAGGAAUGAAAUAUGAUUGACAUUGUAAUGAAUCAUUCCAAUCAAUAAAAAAUUUAAAAAUAAUAAUAAA
Aphidius gifuensis is the source of this 3158-nucleotide messenger RNA. It is a transcript of the gene Dhx15, whose product is annotated as putative pre-mRNA-splicing factor ATP-dependent RNA helicase PRP1. The record is from RefSeq and is a predicted model, not a curated record. Gene Ontology annotation, cellular component: spliceosomal complex; intracellular anatomical structure. Gene Ontology annotation, molecular function: RNA helicase activity; ATP binding; RNA binding. The transcript has 5 exons. Bases 234 to 2408 code for a protein of 724 amino acids. Lineage: Eukaryota; Metazoa; Arthropoda; Insecta; Hymenoptera; Braconidae.